UUAAUUCACUUUCAUUUUCAUUCUCUCUGCUGAGUAACAGUGGCAUCUCGUCGUUUCGACGAUCACAACGGGAUAUUGUCUUUAUAGUCGUACUUAGGUCCCACAAUAGUGGGAGUAAGACAUAAACUUUAUUGCAAACAGUUUUUUUGUUUAAGUUUUGCACCAAUAAGACAAAUCGACACAAUUAUUCUGCAACAAUGACUUCCUUAGACAUGAGUCCCGCCUCUAAAAAACAGGUGGAUGGAUUCGCUCAGAAAAUUACCAAAGAGGCCGAACAAUUGGUCUCAAACUUUUUCCCCAAAAAGAUCGCAGAAAUGGACAAUAUAUUAAAGGCAUCACUGAGCCUGAAGGAUCUGUCUGUCAUCAAGGCUACUUUGGAUAUUCCAAUCCCAGACCCUGCCAAAGAGGAGCUCAAGAAAAAGAAGAAAGAGGAGAAAGCUGCAAAAGAGGGGAAGAAAGAUGAAAAGAAGGAUGAAGACAGCGAUGAAGGUCCUCCAUGUGGUCCUGUUGCCUGCAAUGAGACCGUAGAGAAACUCCUCAAACAGAUUAAGCCUGAAAUUCAGACUCUAAAGGAGUGUCUUAACACGGUGUCAAUGUGGUUACAGCUACAGAUCCCCAGAAUUGAAGAUGGGAACAAUUUCGGAGUUGCUGUACAGGAAAAGGUUUUUGAAUUGCUUACCAGUACUCGUACCAAGAUUGAGGGAUUCCAGACACAGAUUUCCAAGUACUACAGUGAAAGGGGAGAUGCUGUAGCCAAGGCUUCCAAACAGCCACAUGUGGGAGAUUACAGACAACUCGUUCAUGAACUGGAUCAGUACCAGUAUUGUGAGUUACGCAUCAUAGUCCUGGAGAUUUGCAACACUUACGCUGUGUUGUAUGACGUCAUCAUCAAGAAUCUUGACAAGAUUAAGAAACCCAGAGGAGAUUUAUCUUCAAAAGCGCUCAUCUACUGAGAAACCGAGCCAAUUUGCACUGAAAAGACACACAAACACACACAUUUACAGAAAGUGAAACAUGUCAUAUUCAUAUUCACAGUGCAUUUACUAGAUCUUUAAUUUCAUGCAUCAAAAGAAUCUACUGUUUUACAGUUUUUACUCAAUAAAAAGGUGAUAAUA
Molecule: messenger RNA, 1115 nt
Organism: Triplophysa rosa
Lineage: Eukaryota; Metazoa; Chordata; Actinopteri; Cypriniformes; Nemacheilidae
Gene: psme1
Product: proteasome activator subunit 1
Exons: 11
Coding region: 198-953 (251 amino acids)
Biological process (GO): regulation of G1/S transition of mitotic cell cycle; regulation of proteasomal protein catabolic process; positive regulation of endopeptidase activity
Cellular component (GO): proteasome activator complex; cytoplasm; nucleoplasm
Molecular function (GO): endopeptidase activator activity
Source: RefSeq, a predicted model, not a curated record